This is a messenger RNA of Zophobas morio, 3512 nucleotides long. RefSeq lists its product as uncharacterized. NCBI's taxonomy places the organism in Eukaryota, Metazoa, Arthropoda, Insecta, Coleoptera, Tenebrionidae. The record is from RefSeq and is a predicted model, not a curated record. The transcript is spliced from 31 exons. Gene Ontology annotation, biological process: termination of RNA polymerase II transcription. Bases 5 to 3331 code for a protein of 1108 amino acids. Gene Ontology annotation, molecular function: transcription termination site sequence-specific DNA binding; helicase activity. Gene Ontology annotation, cellular component: nuclear body.
AUUCAUGUUCCGGAUUCUUCGUCUUCUCGACGAUUCCUGUUAUGAACUGGACUUAGCGGUUAAAGACGAGGUAGAAAAACUGUUGAGCUACCCCGGCGUUGAUAGAACUUUGAAAGAAAAAUUCAAGAGAUUGUUUUUAGGUUGUAAAGGGAGUACCGUUAGCAGCGAGAAUGCUAGAAAAUGUCAAGCAAAGUUGGAAUUUGCUAAGCGUGUGCAGAUCACUCAGCUUCUGACCAAAAACUACAACCCCUCUCGGAAGCCUCUUGAAGUGGAUGUAAUUGAUGUGGAUGAAGAAAAGUAUUCUAUUAAUAUUAAUCUCUCGGAAGCCCCCAAAAAACGCAGAAAAGCGAUAACUCUGUUGAGGCUGCCUGCUCCUUCUUCCAAACAACCGAAGGAAAAGUCACUGGAAGAAAUGCUGAAGGAAAGAGUUGCGCCCUCCAUAAAUGAAAUGCACAAAAAAGUUCUUUCCUGGAAUUUAUGUGAAGAUCUAAAUGAUGAUACGUCUAGCGGCUUAGAAGGACUAUCACUUGCUGGUAUUCCUAAUACGUUUGAGACUUUUCAGGAGUACAAAGAGACAUUUGAGCCUUUGCUCUUGGUUGAAGCUCGGCACGCUAUUGCCGCCGCCCUUGAAGGGAUCGAUCUUAGCAGCGAAUUAUCAAAGUAUAUUUGUUCUGUUCAGGAGGUAAAACGGGUCGGAGAUUUCCACUUCAUCUCGUGGAUCUGCGCUGAGAAGGCAUUUCGCGUGUUUGAGGAAAACGAUAUCGUUCUCUGCAUUCCCGCUAAAGAGCUCGAUAGCGCUUCUGCUCUGGAGAAACUUCCGGGCGCCUUAAGUAUGAUAUCACUAAAAAGCAGACAGGCAGGAAAGGAGUUUUUCCAGUCUCAAUUCUGCUUUCGAUCUUCUCGGCACCUUCUACGCUUUGAGAAGGAAAUCUGUAUCCAAUCGAAAUACGCACUGGUGAAGAUUACCAACUUCAAGCCCUUUUAUCGCCAAUAUCAGUCUCUUAUUGGCUUAGAGCAUUAUCCGACUCUGAAACUUAUUCUCUCUCCUACUAUUGGUAGGGCAACUUCUGCUCCAGUGAAAAUGGAUCAUCUCAUUAAGAACUUCAACGCCUCUCAGCUGAACGCAAUCCGCUCUUCUGUGAGUCACGAAGGAUUUACUCUUAUACAGGGCCCUCCUGGCACCGGAAAGACCCGAACUAUCCUGGGUAUUAUUAGUGCUUUUUUGGCCACCAAAGUUUCGCCAUCUUUUCCGAAGAAAAACACAAACUCUCGAAUACUUCUUUGCGCUCCGUCGAAUUCUGCUGUUGAUGAGUUGUUACUACGCUUGAGGUGGGGCGUCUUGACUCCGCAGGAAUCCACUCUUUAUAUUCCGGUGAUGGUCCGUGUGGGGAGUGGCGAGAAAGUUCAUCCAUUAGUGGAAGACUUGUGUUUGUCGAGUUUGAUGCGUAAAGUAGUCCACGGGAAAAAAGCCAUGGAAGAACUGAAGCAAUCACGCAAAAAAGUUUAUGAAGUUCAGGAUCGUUUACACAGUCUGAACCGGCAUAUUGACAAAAUUCAAAUGGAUAUUAAUUCUUUUUAUUCAAAAGACUCCUUGAAAGAUUCUUUUUGUAUGGCUGAAAUGGAAGAAAAAUUUCAAACACUUUUAAACAGUAAAAAAGAACUAUUAUUAGAAAGGAAGAGGCUGCACCAACAGUUAGCGGAGUACAAGAAACAUAAAGAGCUGACCCUUCGAAAACAGAAUCUCAACAUUGAAAAAACCCGAAAUGAUUUUAUUCUGGAUGCGGAUAUUGUGGCGUGCACACUUUCGGGCUCCGGAAGCAGCUUUCUUCAGCGCGUGGCGCCCCACUUCGAUUGCAUUAUUAUUGACGAAGCAGCUCAAUGUGUCGAAUUAGAGACGCUUAUCCCUUUAAAGUACUCCAGUAACAAGAUCAUUCUCGUGGGAGAUGCCAACCAGUUGCCUGCUGUCGUUACUUCACAAACUGCAAAACUUUAUAAAUAUGAGCAAAGUUUAUUUGCUAGAUUCACUCUUUAUUAUGAAGCGCAAGAAAGGAACGGUUCGGUGUUUUCUAUAGAAAAACUAAAUGUGCAAUACCGGAUGCACCCAGACAUCAGCCAGUUUCCCCGUUUUUACUUUUACAAGAAUGAGUUGGAAGACGGGGAAAAUGUAUGCUCUUCAUUAUACAAUAAAUCUUAUAAACACGAUAGAAAGUUUUCGGGAUCCGCAGUCACUUUUUUUGAUAUGGAUUCCGGAAAAGAGCAAAGAGGACACACUUCCCUUUACAAUAAAUCGGAAGUUGCUUUUUGUGUUCAGACUUUUAUGUACUUGCGUACGACUUAUCCGGAUAUUGACUUUAGUGGGAAAAUAGGACUUAUAACACCGUAUAAAUCACAAAAGGAUCAGCUGCGCUCUGCUUUUGUGCGUAAUUUCGGGCAGGAAAUUAUAGAAACUAUCGAUAUUGGAACAGUUGAUAGCUUCCAGGGCAAAGAAAAGGACAUAGUUAUUUUUUCGUGUGUCCGAGCUUCCCCUGUAGGCGGAGUUGGCUUUCUGGCGGAUCUGCGUAGAAUGAACGUCGCGUUGACUCGAGCAAAGUUUAAAUUGAUUCUUAUUGGCCGGAUUGAAUCCCUUGUUCGCAAUGUUCAUUGGAAGGCGUAUAUAGACGACUGCGCCGGAAAAAAGCAGCUCAUUCGCGUAGAUGAAUCUUAUUUUUCUAAGACUUCUUCAGCAUCAGGUAUUAAAGAAAGUUUGGGAGCCAGUGCGUUGGAGGAUAUUAACCUUAAGGAAACUACCAACAAUUAUUGUGAACAACGCCGCAGAAUUGACAAUAUUGAUUCAACUAAUAGCUAUACACCACACGGGUUUACCAACAGACUUCAUAACAGCCCGGCUAAUAGUUCCUCUGCCCCCGUUACUAGCAGUGGUACCACGUUAUUUAAUAGCGGAACUCGUCGAGAUGACUAUAUUAGCGGCAGCCCCCCUCGCAAAUACAAUUCCUAUAGUAAUAGCCCAGGUGGUGAUAGCGAACAACAUUUUCCUUCUAAGCACCACUAUAAUGUAGCUAACCGAAGCCGAAAUCAUGAAAGGGAAGACUCUAGUAAGCAUAGCCCCAAAAAUACUGAUACACGAAGAGACAUCUUUAAAGGCGGCAGCAUUAAAUCAAGUAAGCUUAAAAGAAGAAGAACUAGCUACGCCAGUCCUCACUCUUUCACGUUAAGAAAAAGAGCUAUUUUUUAUAAAGCCGAGGCGUAUAAUACACACCAUACGAAACGUGCGAAAAGACGUACUAGGGAUGGUGGGUCGGGCAAUCCGUCUAUUACCGAUCCCCCUGUCUAGACUUGGCACAUCGAGAUAUCCUUAACUUCUCUCCGCUCCGUUCCUUGGGAUUACUGACUUAGGAAAACAAAUGAGCUACUAUUUACAAGCAAAGCUGGCUUUAAUUCUCGUCUGAAUUUUACUUAUGUAUGUUGUUUACGAUCUUAUUAACGGGAGAUUUUUAAUGAAAGCUUUUGUUAGA